AUGCCUCCGGGUGAAAAUUCGCCCGCUAGAUUCCUUCGGCUGAAAAGUCUUCCGGAAGACAUGCAACAAAAAAUAUUGAGCAAACGAAAAUGUGAAGCUCGAACCGAUGACUCCAGAAGCAAGCAAGCACGUUGUUUCCUCGGAGCAUGCCAUUGCCCUUUCACGAUAAAGCCUUGUUUUCGGAAUUGGUUGUCCUCAGUUGAUAUGCUAUCGAUACAGCCCUGCUCUUCAUUUUCCAUGAUCACCGCAACGAUUCAUGUCCGACAUCUCCGACAUGUCCGGCAUGUCAGCCCCGUCGACUUCCGGUCUCCCCUACAUUUGGAUUCGAGGCUUUUGCCAAGACUUUGCGCGGUUGCCUUUCCUAGUAUGAAUGGAGUAGCCGCCGUUAUGUUCGCCUUUGUUGUCUCUGAUGUUAUCGUUUCAGGCCUAUCACGAAUCUACUUGAUCAAUGGUGUAGCAAAUUCAUGA
Molecule: messenger RNA, 468 nt
Organism: Sclerotinia sclerotiorum 1980 UF-70
Lineage: Eukaryota; Fungi; Ascomycota; Leotiomycetes; Helotiales; Sclerotiniaceae
Exons: 2
Coding region: 1-468 (155 amino acids)
Source: RefSeq, a predicted model, not a curated record